AGAACCACUGCAUUGCAAUCGUAGGUCAAGAGAACUUCCUCUCUACUGACACCACAAUCUUCCGCACAAUUUCACAGCACCAAGAUGUCCAACCCACGAGCGAAGCCGGCAACAACGCUCAACAACAAGAAAUCGCCACCAGUCAAAGCCCCGACUUACAAAAAUCCCGCCAACAAAGCGCCACCAGCAGUCAAACCAGCCCCCCGAUCCCGCUCCGCCCCCUCGAAACCCACCCCUCGCCCAAACGCCCUCAAACCGACCCCAUCUCUGAAUCCACCCGCUUCCCAAGCCCAACAGCAACCCCGCGCACAGAACUGGAUCAAUCGCACUGUACAGUCCUACGUCGCCGGCUAUGGCAACUACGUAAGCGGCUACAUCAACAGCGUCGGCAACGGAGUCAAUUCCAUCGGCCAAGGCAUCAACAACAGUAUUUCCAACACGACGCGAGGAUGGGGACAAGGUGUUGCGGGCUACGGGAAUGAAAUUAAAGAUCAGGUGGGAGUUGGAGGGAAGAGGGUCUCUACUGCAGGGAACCCGCUAGGUCUGGCGGGCGUAGGAGCGAACAAUAAAGGAGGGGUUGUGAAGAAGAGUGGUGCUGCACCGCAGCAGGUGAACAAGAAGGUAUCCGGAGCAAAUCCGUUGGGUUUGUGAUUGAUGAACAGCAAGAUUGAAAUGUCACGAUUAUGAGAGGAGCACAGUACACACGGGAAAUCGGAAAUGGCGGGCGUUUGCGGAACUUGAUAAAUGUACGACAGUUUGGAAUGAUGAGCC
Messenger RNA from Cercospora beticola, 771 nucleotides. RefSeq lists its product as uncharacterized. The record is from RefSeq and is a predicted model, not a curated record. Lineage: Eukaryota; Fungi; Ascomycota; Dothideomycetes; Mycosphaerellales; Mycosphaerellaceae.